CAUUCUCCACCACUCCCUUCGGGUUGUCACGAUGCAGUUGCUUGAUAACAAGCCAAACAGGAAGUGAUGAAGCCACAUGGGAGAGAUGUAAAGGUUUUAUCUGUUAUUGAGGAGACUUCCCCAUCAACCUCAAGCCCAGCAUUGUGUAGUGAAGGAAAAUGGAGCUUGCAGAUCUCUUGAAAUUUGUCUUCAUGGAAAUCAAUGGAACAACAGUAACAGUGGCUCUGCUGGUGAUCCUCCUAGUGUUACUCUAUUGGUACUCCACCUCUUCGUUCUCCAGGCUGGAGAGGGUGGGUAUCAGGCACCCUGCACCUUUGCCUUUCAUCGGAAACCUGCUGUUCUUUCGCCAGGGCUUUUGGGAAAACCAUACAAAACUGAUCACGGAGUAUGGACCUGUUUGUGGAUACUACAUCGGUCGGCGAAUGUACAUGUUGGUGUCCGAGCCAGAGAUGAUCAAACAUAUCUUAGUGAAGGACUUCAGCAACUUCACCAACAGAAUGACACCAGGCUUGGUUACCAAGCCAGUAAUUGACAGCAUUCUUUGUCUGCGGGAUCAGAGGUGGAAAGAAGUCCGGAGUAUACUGACCCCGGCCUUCAGCGCUGCAAAAAUGAAAGAGAUGACUCCACUAAUAAACCAAGCAUGUGAUGUCCUGCUGAGUAACUUGAAGGUGUAUGCAGAUUCUGGCAAGGCUUUUGAUAUCCAAAGGAGUUAUGGCUGCUUCACCUUGGAUGUCGUCGCUAGCGUGGCUUUCGGUACCCAUGUGGAUUCUCAGAAGAAUCCUGAUGAUACCUUUGUUAAGAACUGCAAAAAAUUCUUUGACUUUUCAAUGCUUAGGCCCAUCCUAAUUCUGAGUAUUGCAUUUCCAUUCAUAAUGAUCCCACUGUCCCGGAUUUUGCCAAACAAGAGUCGUGAUGAGAUGAAUGGAUUUUUUAUCAAAGCCAUUAAGAAUAUGAUUGCCUUGAGAGACCAACAAGAUGCAAAUGAGAGGCGCAGAGAUUUCCUCCAGUUGAUACUCGAUGCCCGCAGCUCUACUAACUACAUCGGCGAGGAGUACUUUGACAUAGUCAACCAAGCUGAUGUUUCCAUUCAGGACCAUAAGCCUCCUGUUGACAAGGCCCUGCCUAAAAAGGUUCAGAAGACAUUGUCUGACGAUGAGAUAGUAGGCCAAGCCUUCAUCUUCCUGAUUGGUGGGUAUGAGACCACCACCAAUGCCCUCUCCUUCGCCACCUACUUAUUAGCCACCAACCCGGAGUGCCAGGAGAAACUGCUGCAGGAGAUAGAUGAGUUCUCUGGAAAACAUGAUGUCCCUGACUACCAAAAUGUCCAAGAGCUCCCUUACCUGGAUAUGGUGAUUGCAGAGACACUGCGCAUGUACCCACCUGCAUUCAGGUUUACUCGGGAGACAUCGAAGGACUGCGUAGUGAUGGGACAGCAUAUUCCAGCUGGCGCUGUAAUAGAAAUUGCAGUUGGACCUCUACAUUAUAACCCUGAGUUCUGGCCAGAACCUGAGAAAUUCAUCCCUGAGAGGUUCACAGCGGAGGCCAAACUGCAGCAGCAUCCCUUUGCAUACCUCCCGUUUGGGGCAGGACCUCGCAGCUGCAUUGGCAUGAGGAUGGCUUUGCUGGAGAUCAAGAUGACCCUGCUCCGGAUCUUGCAGAAGUUCAGAUUUGAAACCAGUCCCGAGACCCAGAUUCCUUUGCAGUUGACAUCUGUAUCGUCAUUAGCACCAAAAAACGGAGUCUAUGUUAAGAUAAUACCUCGAUAGAGCAAAAACCCCAUUCUGAAAGCCUCCAAGGAGGUGAUCCAUUGCUCAGUGGCUCACUGAUAGAUUGGGGGUAACAUUUUCAAAAGUACUUAAGUGAUUUGAGAGCCUAAAUCUCAUUGAAAGUCAGUGGGACUUUAAAUGUGUGGGCCAAAAUCCUGCUGACUUUCAGUGAGACUCAGGCUCCUAAGUCACUUUUGAAAAUGGGACUUAAAUACUUUGGAAAGUUUUACCUAAGUUUUACCCAAGCACAUUACUGUGAAUAGUAUCUGAAAAAGCCUCCCACUUUUCAUCAGCCUUAGUGGUCAUAGCAGGGCCCACUUCAUUUCACAUCUACAUGGGAGUUUGUCCAGGCUCCAAUGUGACAAUCUUACCAGUCUGCACUUCCUCACCUUCAGUAGAUUUCUAUAAUAUGUUGAAUGAUAGCUUGUUAGCUAACACCUUUUAACAACAGCCCUUUGUCUCAAUAAACUCUGAAGGGCAACAUAUGUAGUGGUAACAGCAAGGACUAGGAAUCAGGACACCUGGGUCCUACUCUGAACUCUGCUAUUGACUGAUCUUGAGCAGACAGCCUAACCUCACUGUAUCUGUCAAAUGAAGACAAUGCUUACUCACCUUUUGUAAAGCUCUUUGAGACAUUUGGAUGAAAUAUGCUAGUAUUAUUAUCUAAAUUUUGUUACAAUGGAUUUAAAAAUAAUGGUAAAUGUCUGUACAGCACUUAAGUUCCUAUAAGCAGGACCAGACCAAAGAAUGUUGUAGACUGCUAUUACAUUUUGCAGCCUCCUUCAUUUCCUUUGACCCAAUGAGCUGACCAAGAGUAGUGCCAACUGAAAUGCAUAGAAAGGAAAAGUGUCGUGCCAUGCUGGGAAAACUCCUGCUGUGCCACUAUCUUCAGGUCAACCCUAAAAUUCCCUGAGUCCUCCUAAACACUUCAAACUUGUAUAUUCCAAGGUUCUCUAAAUACUAUUCAGUAACAUGCAUGAGCUAGUGCUUAAAGCCAAGGAUUGGGAGCCAGGAAAAUCAGUUCCAAUAGCUACACUAACUCCUGAGGUGACCCUGCAACAAGUCACUUCACAAACUUGUGCCUCACUCAACCCACAUAGGGAAAGAACAUGGGUGAAUGCUAGGCCCAGAUGCUGCCUGCAUGUCUUCACAGCCCAAGCAAAGGCAGCACUUACUUGAUUCUUCAGGACUGUUUGCCCACCGCAUCUGCAGUAGCUAAAACCAAUUUGUCCAUGUUUGGAAUUCUUCCAUAUUUGCGCAUAUGGAGAAAACUGUCUCUUCCGCUGCAGUUUUGGGGGGCGCAUGAUACCUAGAUAGAGGCAGAAAGUUUACUCCAUGCCCAAGCCUGGGGGGGAAAUUGAGAAAAAGGAAGAAAGUUGUCAUAGGCCCAAGUUUUUGUGUGUGUCCCUGUUGCAGGCCCCUGGGUCCUUGGGGGGCUAGUGGAGUGUCAUGGAGCAUCCUUCAAACUGGGACACUGACCAUGACAGCUGCAGCAGGAUUAGAAUUCCCACCAGCUUCUACUGCUGUCUUAAGCCUCAAGGAACUGUGUCCCAGAUCCUCAAAGAUAUUCCACUGAUUUCAAUGGAAGUCAAAGAGCCUAAACACCUUUGAGGAUGUGGGCACUUGUCCCUUCCUAGGCAGACUAGCAGCGCCGAUGACAUUACAGAUCACUAGAGGAAGUUCUACCCACUGAAGAAGGUAGGCCUCAGUUGGAGAGUGGGGUGAUAAAGAGGCAGCCUUCCAAGUUUUGGGGGGAGAUGUAUAUUAUUUUCUUUAAACAUAGGGCCCUACUUUUGUUUCCACUGCGCACUGAGAUCAUGAACAAGAGGAAAGGAGGAGGUUGGUGAAGUUUAUUCAUUUUGCCAAAAAUAUUAUUUCCUCCACUGUGAAAUUAAAUUUCCUCAAGUUCUAGCCAGCUGAGCGCUCAUGAGUACUUUUAUCAAAAGCUCACUGGGCUUUUUUAAACUUAACCUCAGAUUGCCCUUUAAAAAAAUAACACCUGUUGCUAGUUGACAUGUAGGGGAGGGAGGGAAAGCCACACUGGCUCUCUUUGGGAAUUGGGCUUCUGCUGCAGCAGCUUCAGCCGAGCCAGGAACCCUUCUUUUCUAAAGCUAUGCUAGAGGAAACACCAUCUCUCUUGCAUGGUAGACACAAAAACAGCUGCAAUAUAUUUUUCUGCUGCUGCGUGAAAGUUCUCUGCAGAUAAGGUACAAAUGAUAUUGAGUAAGGAGCUCUAUUUUAAGACUGCUGCUGCUCCAUGAUUUCCAUCUACAGUCUCUUGCUUGCGUAUGGCACAUUGAGACUGGUAUGAUUGGCACAUGCUGCUUUCAUCUCUUGCUGGUCAUUGUGACCACACUUUUAAAAUUCAUGCUCUCAGCUUCCUUACCAAGGCUUGUGUUUAUUUCUGUCAUGGAAUUUUCUUCUAGCUUGAGUUCUAGAGUAGUAACUAUGGAUUAUAGGCCUGAUAGUUAAUGCUCCACCUUUACCAUGCUGGAGUUUAAAUGACUCAAUGUGCCUAUGAAAUUAGCUAUUGAGUUAAUGGUCUUAUCUAAAAAGAUGUAGCAUGUACCCAUAUGCACUAUUUUGCCUCAUUUUUUUCAAUAGCAUAUUAUUUGUGGUUGUGAUUCUAAAUUAUACCUGUAAACUGGAAUAGUGUAGUGUCUCAUUGAAGAUUUUUCCCUCCAUUUGACUUAAAGAAAAAGUGUUUGUCCUUUUCUUGCUACCUACAUCAGAAAGUCAGCCUCCAAGUUUUCUUCCAACAGUGUUCUCCUGCUCCCCCCCGCCCGUAGAGUAGUAGGUCCUCCCUUUCUUCAUUUUUAAACACACACUUUAGAGCCAAAACCUCUUAGGUGUACACUUUACCACAUCACCUAUUUAUUGCCAUAUUUAUCCAAGGGACUGGAGCUACCACAACACGUCCACUGGAAUUUAAAAAAUAUUGUAAGAAAACAGAUCAGCAUAAUUGAUACAGUGCAUUGGGUUCUAAGGCAUGGAAACAGGCGUUACUGAAGGGACUUGGGUUGUCAGAUACUUAAAACUGAUAUGUAUAUUUUCAUUCAGAGCCACUCAAAUGCAGGUUAGUGGCUUAACUAAGAAUACAGUGACUGUCUUGCAGGACUUUUCAGCUAGCAUGUUAAUACCAGCUUGCCCGUUCUUGAAUACAGGGCUGGUUGCAAAGAAAGUAAGUGCCAGCUGUAGUGACUUGUCCAUUUUGAGGUAGCCAGUUUUUCCCCACAGGUGCAGGUUAAGCCAGAAUUCUGAAUCUGAAAGUUAGCCACCAUUUUGUUAAUUCUACUUGGAGGCAGUCAGUGUCUUUGAACUAGUGUGGCAACUAGAAGGUUAAGAGGGAAAGAGAAUGCUUCGGGACAAAUCAAGAGUCUUGUACCCCACUGCUUUCUUUUAAAUGGUAGUUGCUGGCCUGGCAACCACCAACUUUGUUAUACAACAGCACUUGAUGAUCCUUGCUCCACCACUGAUGAAGCAUGGUGGGGAGAUGAGCUCAUCUUUGCCAUCGAACUAUGCCCUGAGGGUCAGAAAAGGGAUAAUAAAUGACACUGCGAGCUGCCCUUCUGAUGUUGCUCCCGCCCCUCACUGACUUGAGAUACAGGAAGCUGUCAUUGCCUCAAGGCAGCUUUUCCAAUCCCGUCUGCCACUUUUCUGGAAAAGGGGAUGAGGGGGAAACAGCAGCCUGCCCUAAAGCUGAGCUUCCUAUCAAGACACACGAUAAGAGGAGGUGAAGCAGAGAAACAGCUGCUUGGCUGCCGAAGCCUGUAAGCGCACUCGUUGCUGGGACACAUCGUUGAGCUGAUGUGUUAGAAAUUUGAAAUCGUUUGGAACUUUUCCUCACGGUGCCACAGCAAAGAAGCCCAGCUGCACUGGCUGCUGCUGUGGGGGCAGGUAGAACUUCAGGAGGUGGUGGCUUCCCAUGCUGCUAGAGCAGGAGUGGGCAAACUUUUUGACUAGUAGGCCAUGAAUACUUGUGAAAUUGGGGUUGGGGUGCGGGAGUGGGUGAGGGCUCUGGCUGGGGAUGAGGGGUUUGGGGUGCUCCGGGCUGGGAUUGAGGGGUUUGGAGGGGGAUCAGGGCUGGGGCAGGGGGUUGGAGCGCAGGAGGAGGUCAAGGGUGCAGGCUCUGAGCAGUGCUUACCUCAAGCAGCUUCAGGAAGCAGCAGCAUGUCUCCCUUCCCGGCUCCUACAGCUUCCCUUGGCUGUGGUUCCUGGCCAAUGGGAGCUGCGGGGGCGGCACUUGGGAUAGGAGCAGUGUGUGGAGCCCCCUGGCUGCCCCUACACAUAGGAGCCAGAAUGGGGACAUGCCGCUGCUUCCAGGAGCCGUGCGGAGCCACAUCAUGCAUGGAGCGGGGCAAGCCCCUGACCCCGCUACCCAGUUGGAGCUCAAGGGCCAGAUUAAAACGUCUGACAGGCUGGACACAGCCCGGUGGGCCAUAGUUUGCCCACCCCUGCACUAGAGGCUGAUAGGUCUAGUUCUGCCUCAAUGCUACAAACAGGCUGAACUUCCCAUUGUAAUGGAACUGUGGCCAUGAGCAUGAGGGCAGCUUAUUGCUCCCAUGGCACUAUAGUUGGAGGGUCUAUAAAAGGGUCAGACUGAUCGUUACUACUUGGAGCAGGGACUAAUGUUUCAGGUGCUGUACUCACAUUUCACAAUGAGAUGAUCCUGAUCAGGGCCCGCUGGCACUCCUUAAAGUAACAGGGAAAGCUACACAUUACCUCUUUGUUUAUAGAUGCAAGGCUAAAAAGUCAGUUUACUUCAAUGUAUCUUUCAUCUGUGGCUCAGAGUGAUUGCCUAAUAUUUCAGGUUUAGCACACUUGUUUAGAGAGAGACACCACUUCAGCAAGGAAAGAAGUGAAUGUCUAACUUCCCUAGAGAAAGUAUAGAUGCUUUAUGCCUUGCACGGUCUGGCUGCAGGUUUGUUUUAAAAUUACAUGUGACUGCUUUAGAAGAGUCUUUGCUUUCUGUCAUCUGUCUGGAAGUGACUAGGACCUAACAAUGAAACAUCUUCAGGGAAUUCACAUUUUCCAAUCAAUGCUAAAAGCUGUAACUUUAAAAGUGUGUUUUUAUAUAACUGUAUUGGGAUAGAGAACUUUGGCAAUGUAGUAGUUCACAGAGCACUUUUCAGGAGGGAGAAUUUCUAUUACUCUGGAUUACGCAUGAAAUUUUAUCUACUUUAGUUCUGCAGCAUAGUAGGAAGUCACUUCACAAAAUAAUAUUUUAGAUACAUUUUCUGCUUUCUAUUCUAUGAGUAAAAUGGACUUUCCACCUGAACUUUACCAUAGAUGCUGAUUUGUUUAGCAUAUAUUUAUUGUUCCCCCAGGCCUUAAUAAUAGCACCUGUAUUGGAAGGGUUAGAGGUCAACUCAUAAAGCUGAAUCUCUCCCCCUUGUUAUUGAGGAAAGUUAUGCACCGGGCAACAAGCUAAUUUCUUUUAGACAGACAUCAAGUCGGAUCUGAGACGCUUGCUCUCUGUCUGGCUGCAGUUUGCCACCCCUCUUCAAGCAGUUGGCAGGAUUUCCUCAAUUGUUAGUAUCUUUAAAACUAAGCUGACUCCCACAGCAAUACUCACUUAAAAAUGGAGAAGGCAUCUGGAAAUCAUUCAAGGCACUUUUGAACAAGAGGCCUGACCUAUUUACUGUUCAGUUUCUAUGACAUGCACUGAUCCAAUGGUUAAUUAACUACCCCCUAACAGCUGUGUAACCUCCCCAUUUCCCUGACCUUCCUCCUAAAAUAAAGUACUUUAACUUGAGCCACAGAGGUCUCCCAUUACCUUCAUUUCCAUGAUUCCUGAUGUCCUCUCCUUAAGGUUGCCCUGUGUCCAUGCUUCUAGGUCCUGCCUUGCAUGAAAGUCUGACCGCCUCCUCUGGAAACCUUUUCUUAAAAGUCCCCACUUCUAAUCCAAACAUGAACAAAACUCUCUCUCUCUCUCUCUCUAUAUACACACACACACACACACACACACAUACAUAUACAUACACACACAUCUACCUCUCCCUCAUGUAUAAACAGAGCUGGCCUUCACUCAGCCCUCAAAUCAGGCCCUGGCUGCAGGUAUCAGACUUGGCAAUAACAUAAGAUGAAAUGCUCACACCUCUCCUGUCAUUCCCCACAUAGUUCUUAGCUAACAGACUCUGUUAUCAAAGCUCUAUAAAUCAAGGCAGAAGCUGAAUAUCUUGCAAGCCUGAAAUACUAAGUUAAUAGGUAGACUCAGUUUCCAGAAUAUACGCAGCAGGUUGGUCAUAAAAUGCUGAAGUGCCCUACUGUGCUGCAGACUGCAUUACUGUCAAGCCAGUUUUUUGUUUAGCCCACCUUCCAUAUGCCUUCCCAGGAUAGGGCUGCGGCAGAAAUCCAUAUAAACUAACCCCUCUAUCAUCCCACUCUGUAACACCACUCACUCGUGUUCCAAACAAUCAAGAGCUAUGGCUAUCACUUCAGACAGUCAACAGAAGUUUGCAUAUAACUUAGGUUUCAUAUGAAGUACCUUUUUUAAAAGCCAAUAAUUUCCAACCGCACUGUAAACAUAGAGGACUCUACAGACUCCCUUAGUUUGUAAGAACUUGAACAUGAAAGUUCACUAGAAUCAAAAAGCGCAAUUAAUGCUGCUAUUUUCAGCACCCAAGAUGAGAAAACAUGAAAAAAGCAAUAAAGCCUGUUUUUCCCUGGGAUGGAGGGAGAAGCUUCCUCAACCUUUGAAAACUUACAAUAAAAACUACUCUGCUUUGCAUGAAAGACA
Messenger RNA from Malaclemys terrapin pileata, 8505 nucleotides. RefSeq names its product thromboxane A synthase 1 (gene TBXAS1). The record is from RefSeq and is a predicted model, not a curated record. Lineage: Eukaryota; Metazoa; Chordata; Testudines; Emydidae. Bases 159 to 1766 code for a protein of 535 amino acids. Gene Ontology annotation, molecular function: steroid hydroxylase activity; iron ion binding; heme binding. The transcript is spliced from 14 exons.